CACUCUGUGAGACCAAUAAUGCGGAAGUGACUUUUGUGUAGGAGUGGCUGCGCUAGGGGUGUUGGCCGGUGUUUUAGGUAAUAGCGUCUGUGUGAGAGCGAGAAGCAGUUAGCCGUCACCCGUUUGUAUCUCGUGUAGUGUCCGACAAACAACACCGCCAAAAUGUCAAGCAAAAGAGCAAAGACAAAGACCACAAAGAAGCGCCCCCAGCGUGCAACUUCCAAUGUAUUUGCUAUGUUUGACCAGUCUCAAAUCCAGGAGUUCAAGGAGGCUUUCAAUAUGAUUGAUCAGAACCGUGAUGGCUUCAUUGACAAAGAAGACUUGCACGACAUGCUUGCUUCUCUUGGUAAGAACCCCACAGAUGAGUACUUGGAGGCUAUGAUGAACGAAGCACCUGGUCCUAUUAACUUUACCAUGUUCCUUACCAUGUUUGGUGAGAAGCUGAAUGGCACAGAUCCAGAAGAUGUCAUCAGGAAUGCAUUUGCAUGCUUCGAUGAAGAAGGAACAGGACAUAUUCAAGAAGAAUACCUGCGCGAAUUGCUGACUACAAUGGGUGACAGAUUCACAGAUGAGGAAGUGGACGAACUGUUCAGGGAGGCACCGAUCGAUAAGAAGGGCAAUUUCAACUACAUUGAGUUCACACGUAUCCUAAAACACGGCGCCAAAGACAAGGAUGACUAAAAAAGCUUUCCGUGCCGACAGUGAAACUAUCUCGCUUUACUUGUGCAGUCUAUGCAUUUCCUCUAGAACACUGCAUGCAUUUUAUCUCUCUAGAUCUCUGUAUUUAUGGAAUUGUUCUAGGCCUUUCUGGCCCACACGCACACCUAUGUAACCAAACUGGAAUCGGAAGAUGUAACUGUAACAUUUAGUGUCAAGAAUAUAGGCUUCCUGCAUAGCAGACACAAAAACUAGCAAUUCUGUAUUUUUGACUUGAAAUGGGGUUUUCGAAAUAAAAAUCUACAAAUAAAGGUCAUACAAAACAUAUCAGUGUGGUUUGGCAGAGUUAAAAUGUUUUUGUUCUAGAAUUGUGGGUUUUUUUAAUGCAGUAGGUCUGCCUAAACCAUCACAGAUACCACUAAAUCUUUAGAUCCAGUUCACAGGGGUCCCCUCCAACGGUUUCACCUGCUAAAAAUCAAUUUCCUAUGGCUACCUACCGUCUAUACUGCACACCUUGUUAUUUUCAUCUCCUUGAAACUUUUUAUAAGACUGUCACAAUCUUAUCGAUGAGUGUAAGGCAUUAAUGGAGACCAAGUGAGGACCAGAGGGAGCUAGUGGCAUUGCCGUGUCAUGCUAUACAUGUAGAGGAUGUGUUUUGGAAUUUUCACAUUUUAUAAAACAAAUAAAAUGUUUUUUGUCAUA
Spea bombifrons (plains spadefoot toad) is the source of this 1359-nucleotide messenger RNA. Its product is annotated as myosin regulatory light chain 2, smooth muscle minor isoform. Lineage: Eukaryota; Metazoa; Chordata; Amphibia; Anura; Pelobatidae. Gene Ontology annotation, cellular component: cytoplasm. The coding region runs from base 163 to 681 and encodes 172 amino acids. The transcript has 4 exons. The record is from RefSeq and is a predicted model, not a curated record. Gene Ontology annotation, molecular function: calcium ion binding.